AUGAGUGACAUUGGUGUCCCAGACAGUCCUGAGAGCUCCAGCAACCACUUUUCGCGCCUCGCUGGCAGCAAGAGCGCCGGGAAAGCCAGAGUCCCGCCCACCCCUCAGAGCCUGCGUUUCCAGCGUCGCCAAAACGAACGUCAGUUCUACGAAACAUCAUACCGCGCAAGCACCCCGACCAUGGAAUAUCCGAGCGGCACUUCACCUUGGGCUUCCUCCCCGGAUGCGAGUAGGACGAGCUUCGGUGGUGAGAUACCUCGGGAGGACCUACCUGCGCCUGCGGUACAAGCACAUGAUGCGAAUGGAGGAGAUGCGGCGUAUACACACCAGCCGCCAGCACAGCACGAAGGCGGAUGGACGCCGGAGCAGCAACAAGGCCAGUGGCAACAUCAACAGCAAGAGUACCAGUCUCAGCAGUCGCAACACCAACAACAGGGAUCUGGCGAAGAGAACAGAAGGCCGAACUCUACAUCCCGAUAUCACAACGUUCCUCAGCAGCAGAGACAGCACAUGCCCCAAUACAAGCUCCAGGCCAAGAUCACGGGUCUGGAGCGCACUGGGAAGAAGGACCCCAUAUUGAGAUUCGACGUCUACGUAUGCGCGUCCCCUUCCCUGUUCUUCCGCAAUUCAUGCUGACAACGCUGCAGACCAAUCUGCCCAAGUUCAGGACUACUCAGUUCCGCGACGUUCGACGAACACAUUCGGAGUUUCAGAAGCUAGCCGAUCACCUUACUGCGUCCAACCCCGAAGCUCUUGUACCCGCAGUGCCGCCUCCGUCAACUAGCGCUGGUAUGGGAACAGAUGAGGAUGAAAGUCGUACAAGAACAGCACUUCAAAAAUGGCUCAAUGUGAUCUGCUCCAACGAUGUCUUGAUGAGGGAUGAAGAGAUGGUCUUCUUUGUGGAGAGCGAUUUCGGAUACAGCCCAGUUGUAAGGAAACGCCAGCCUGCAACAGGCGUAAGGAGGAAAGUGCUAAAGCAGUUUGCACCGCCUCCGGAUGACACGCCAGAGCUCAUGGAGAGUAGACCAGCAGUGAAGGCAUUCUAUCUUGGAACAAUGGAUUGCCAGCAGAAGGUUGACAAGCUCGUCAAGAAUAGACGAUGUGAGUGACAAGACGAGUAUUUGGAGAGACAUGGGUACUGACUUUGACAGCACUUGGCGUAGCGGAAUCGGAUCUAGGCACUAAGCUACAGGCUCUAUCCAACAAUGAGAUGCAUACUGGCCUUGCAAAUGCUUACCGCAAGCUCGGAAAGGUCAUUCAGAAUACCGGCGACUUCCAUGCAGCUCAAGGCACAGCUGAGGCGACCACUUUAUCUGAUCCUCUUGCAUAUCACAGCAGCGAUGCAUUCAUCGUCAAGGAGACACUUACGAAUCGGCAUAUUCUUCUGCGCGAGCUUAUGCAGGCACAGCAGGCUACUCGCAGCAAGCUUUCUGCAGCAGAUCGUCUCAAGGCCAGCUCUAGUGUAAAGCGCGACAAGGUCGAUGAGGCGAUUUCGGCACUGGACGAGGCGAGGAGUCACGAAUCUUAUCUACAGCAGAAGACGCAGCGUGUCACACAAAAUCUCCUGGUCGAAAAGCGAAAGUGGUUUGCGAGGACCGCAGCUGAUAUGCGAACGAGCGUACGCGAAUACGUGAUUCGACAGAUUGAAGCGGAGCGCCGUACACUUGCCACUUUGGAACAUGUUCGGCCAGAAGUGCGCAAUAUUGAUGCGUCGGGAGGUCUCUCGAGACUUGGCCGCGAAGCGCAUCCCGUGGUUCGGCGCACUAGCAUGGCGUCCAGUCAAGGACCAAAAGGCGACGCAUGGAGCGGCGUGCCAAGACGGCCUGACGGAUUGAACAGGAGUAUCAGCGGCAGCUUUGUUGGCGGCGUCACGGGAGCUGUGCCCGAAGAGGGCGAGGAGGAAGGAGGCGCAGACGGCGGUACUGCAGGUGGCAGGAAGAGAGCCACAAGCGGCGCAAGCAGUCUUGGGAAGCUGGCAGAGGAUGAUGACGAUGAUCGGAUCGAUGCGAGAAAUGCGGCUAGCAGACUUGCGCAGACGACUUUUUAG
Molecule: messenger RNA, 2047 nt
Organism: Lecanosticta acicola
Lineage: Eukaryota; Fungi; Ascomycota; Dothideomycetes; Mycosphaerellales; Mycosphaerellaceae
Source: the annotation of a GenBank genome assembly